Sugiyamaella lignohabitans is the source of this 2952-nucleotide messenger RNA. RefSeq lists its product as uncharacterized. Lineage: Eukaryota; Fungi; Ascomycota; Dipodascomycetes; Dipodascales; Trichomonascaceae. Bases 1 to 2952 code for a protein of 983 amino acids. The transcript has a single exon. The record is from RefSeq and is a predicted model, not a curated record.
AUGAACAACCAAGAUGAUCCAUUUUACCAACUGGGUCCUGUUAGAAAGUACUUGGACUCGGUAGAUAAAUGGGAUCAAAAUAGUUCUGGGGUUUGGAAGAAGAACCUAUUGCAAAAGCUCUGCCGGAAUUUGUAUAAAUUUGGCUACGUCCAAAAUUUAAGCAACAUGACUUACGUUAUCACCCUCAAUGUAUCUGAGAACGCAUUAUCAAACGACCCCGAUACUUCAGAUUUGGAUAUUUUGAAAAGGAAUUUCUAUAUAAACUUAGACUUCCUAUGUCCCAAUGUGGAGUUAAUUCCUUCCAUAUUAGAGUUCUUGACUUCUCGGCGGCCCGAACGUCAACGAGACCAGGGCGAGAAUAUCUCUGUUGAGAUAAAAGACAUCUGUCGUAGAAAUAAUGUGCGAGUUGAUGAUAACUGGCAAGCAGAUAGACCGUACAGCAAUUUUAAAGACAUUGUGGAAUUUUUUGUAUCGGCAAAUGGCCCUCCCCGGAUCCAGCAAAAUUUAGCUCAAUUGUUUGAAGAGAGACACAUAGGUCCAUCGUCUCAGCCCUUUUUCAACUUCAUUAAAGAGACAAUUCGGAAUGUAUCUGAGGGAUCCCCCCGUGUAUACUCGCCUUGUGUUUCCAUCGUUCAAAGCAGCAUGUACGGUAAGUCUAGAUUGAUCAAGGAUCUAGCUUGUCAUCACGUUUACAUAAGUUAUAUGUGCCUACGCCAGGAAUUGGCUUCUGGCUAUCCGAGGGCUUGUUUUGGUCGCAGUAUUGACAGAAGAGAGACAUCGGGAUAUUUUAGAUAUUCAAAUGAUUCCGCUUUUGCUUGUGACGUUGUACUAUUCCUAAUUUGCACGCUUGAAGUGAUCGUCGAAGGACUUGAACGGAAUGAUGAUGACUUUACAACACUUGAAAGAUUUUGGAAUUUACAGGAAACAUCAUUGGUCUUUGAGCAAAAUGUAGAGAUGAGGUUUUUAGAAAAGAGAGAUUCGAUAGGUUAUAUAUGGGGUUCUAUCCGUGAUGAAAGCGCGGUCACAAUUACGGAAGAUUCUGUGGUAAUAUCUGAAGGUGUAAAAGAUCUACUACGAACAGGAUGGCGCAAAUACUGCUCGGCACUGAAGAGGAACAAGGACCCGAAAAUAGAAGAGUGCUUUGUGCUCGCCAUAGAUGAAGCUAGAUCACUGGGCAUCCAAAGUAAGCCUGAUACAAUGAGUGAACCUUUCCUAAAAAUAUUCAAGAGGGUGGCACGUUUCUUUAAUACUGCAAUCCUAUGGAGGGGUUUUGCUAUAAUUUUUGCCGGUACGCCAGCAGCUAUUAGUGAUUUAUCUCCACCGCCUGAAGAUGAUAGUUCUUUAAUAGCUACAGAUACAAUCGACGCUCAUCCCUGGUACAACCUCGGCACCUUCGAUUUACAUGUGAGAUGGGGUGAAACACCGCUUACAUUAGACUUCACCGAGAUCGGAACUUUGAGAUACUAUGCCAAGUUUGGUAGACCGAGUUGGAAGCUGUACACUGACAGUGGGCAUGAAAACGAACUUCUGCCAGUCGCCAGUGCUAAGCUUAGGGGAAGACAUAUUGACAACCUAUCAAAGUAUCAACUCCUUUACCCAGUAUACGCUCCGUCCAUGAGUCACGAUUACCGUAUAGCGGAAAGCUUAGUAGAAUCACGAAUGGCCACACUCCAAUGGGUGUCUGAUCACCGUGAUAAAAUCGAGGUAGUAUACCCUAGUGAGCCCAUUCUGGCAUUAGCAGCCCAUAGGCUCUUGGAAGGCGAAAAUGACUGUGAGCUUGUCACCGAUUUGAUUACAGACAGGCCUAUGCCUAGUGGGGAUGCUGGUGAGCUUAUCGCCAGAUGGAUGUUGCUUGAUGCUUUGAAAACCGCAGGUCUGCGAGAUGGCAUGCAGAGCAAUUACUGUCGUGUUCGGGAUCUUUUCAAUGGCCUUCAGGAAAACUAUCUCGUCACAUCCAACCACCCAGAUGAACAUCACUUACUUAAUGGGAGAAUACAUAUCAACCAUUGGAAAAUACUUGACUCUAAGUGUACUCUCAAUGAUUUGGCUGAAGGAUUCUUGAGAGGCUGUGGAUUUUGCUUCAAAACAAACCAGCCGGCUUUUGAUCUCGUCAUCCCCAUAUAUUUGGAAAGCGAACACGUAGAUCUUACGAACAUCAGACUCUUUGAAGGGGACAAGAAUAUAGAAUGGGCAAAAGAAGAGAAGGAUGCAGUACGUCAAGCAUUUAGUGUUAUCGUCAUUCAAGUUCGUAACAAUCAAAAUUCGAGUGACGAUAAAUACGAAAAAAUUCACGACCAGAUGGUUCACCACAGUCAACAAAUCUUCGAAAGGAAAAGGCCGUAUAUAAUUACGGCCUAUUUCCAACUAGGUGAAUCACCACCUGUUGGUUAUAGAAAUGAGCCUAGUUAUAAAAUGAAUUUGGCAAAUUUCUUUUCAAUUCAAGAAGAUAGUGGUGAUACCACUCGUCCAGAAGGAGAUGCUGUGCUCAAUCAAGACUUCGCUCUUGCCUACGACAUUCGAGUCACUGCUACAAAUGCAAACAAGGAGUUCAUUGACAAAUAUCGGGAAGUUGUUCUUUAUGGUCGAAAGCGAAGGCAGCUGCGGCGAAAUCAAAGGGGUGCUAGACCAGAGACUCUUACUGUUCGUGCGGAUGAUGGGGAUGGCGGUGAGCAAUCAGAAGGGGUUGGAGAGCGGGAAAUUCCCGACGCUCCUAACGUUCUUCCACAACCUCAAGAUGCUAAUGAAGACCAGAGACAGGUAAUUCCCGACGCUCCUAACGUUCUUCCACAACCUCAAGAUGCUAAUGAAGACCAGAGACAGGUAAUUCCCGACGCUCCUAACGUUCUUCCACAACCUCAAGAUGCUAAUGAAGACCAGAGACAGGUAUUACAGAUUCCCUCCAUUCUAAGCCGAUUACGCCCCCGGUCAGCGAUCCGCCCUAAAUAUACUUAA